Molecule: messenger RNA, 4155 nt
Organism: Manis pentadactyla (Chinese pangolin)
Lineage: Eukaryota; Metazoa; Chordata; Mammalia; Pholidota; Manidae
Gene: OSMR
Product: oncostatin M receptor
Exons: 19
Coding region: 273-3197 (974 amino acids)
Biological process (GO): cell-cell adhesion; axon guidance
Cellular component (GO): plasma membrane; axon
Molecular function (GO): cytokine receptor activity; protein binding
Source: RefSeq, a predicted model, not a curated record
UGCCCGCCGCUCCCUCCGCUGCUUUUCCCGCGGGUGGCGCCGCGGCACUCGGACCCCUUUGCAGCCCCUUCCCGGAUGGAAGCGUACCGAAGCGCGGCCGCCUGCCUCCUCUGCCCCCGUUUGCUUUGGCUUGGGGUUCCAUCUGCCGCGGGACGGUGCUGAGGGGUCCUCGCCUGUGACCCACCUACCUGUAAAGAAGUAUAUGGAAUGAAAUGUAGAAGUACCAUCUUCACUCUUACUCCCUCUCAGAAGAGGGAAGAAAACCAGAACCUAUGGCUCUCUUGGUGGUCCUUCAGACAACUUUCCUCUUGGCAUUGCUGUCCUUGAGAACUUACCAGAGUGAAGUCUUGUCUGAACCUUUACCAGUGACCUCUGACUCCCUGACUGUUUCUAUCAGUUCUACACAUCAACGUUUGCAUUUACAAUGGAAUGUCCACAACCUUCCUUAUCAGGAAUUAAAAAUGAUUUUUCAGAUAGAGAUCAGUAGAAUUAACACAUCCAAUGUCAUCUGGGUGGAGAACUAUAGCACCACUGUGAGGUGGAACCAUGCUCUGCAUUGGAGCUGGGAAUCUGAGCUCCCUUUGGAAUGUGCGACACACUUUGUAAGAAUAAGGGGUGUGGUGGAUGAUGCCAAGAUCCCCAGGCCAAGGUUCUGGAGCUAUUGGAGUUCAUGGAAAGAAGUGGAUGUACGAAGUUCUCUUGGAGAAGAUCGCUUGUCUGUUUUCCCUAAAGAUAAGCUGGUGGAGGAAGGCUCCAAUGUCACCGUUUGUUAUGUUUCUAGGAGCCAUCAAAAGAACAUAUCCUGUUUUUUGGAUGGUGUACAGAUACAGGGAGACCAACUUGACCCAAAUGUGUGUGCAUUCACCUUGAAUAACGUCCCUUUUGUUAGGGAAACAGGGACAAAUUUCUACUGUGAGAUGAACCAAGGAGAGAUUCCAGAAGGCAUCGUUCUCUUUGUCUCAAAAGUACUUGAGGAGCCCAAGGACUUUUCUUGUGAAACACAGGACUUCAGGGCUUUGAACUGUACUUGGGAUCCCGGGAGUGACACUGGCUUAACUAAGCAUCCUUCCCAAAGCUACACUUUAUUUGAAUCAUUUUCUGGAAAGAAGACACUUUGUAAACACAAAAACUGGUGUGAUUGGCAAGUAACUCAACAUUCACAGGAAAUGUACAACUUCACACUGGUGGCUGAAAACUACUUAAGGAGGAGAAGCGUUAGCACUGUUUUUAACCUGACUCAUCAAGUUCGCCCAAUGAAUCCCUUUAAUGUAAGUUUUAAAAAUGUACAUGCCACAGAGGCCACCGUGAUGUGGAAGGCACACUCCAUUGGAAAUAAUUUUAUACUGUUGUGUCAGGUUGAACUCAACAGUGAAGGAAAAGUGAUACAACAACACAAUGUUUCCAUCAAGGUGAAUGGUGAGUAUCUCUUAAAUGAACUGAAGCCUGAUACAAAGUACGUGACUCGGGUGCGCUGUGCUAAUGCCAACCACUUCUGGAAAUGGAGUGAAUGGAUUGGUCAAAACCUCAUCACCUCUGAAGCUGCCCCCUCAGAGGCUCCUGAUGUCUGGAGAGAGGUGAAGUCAGUGCCAGGAUGUCUUAUGGUGACUUUAUUCUGGAAGCCACUACCAAAAUGGCAUGCCAACGGGAAGAUUCUGUUCUAUAAUGUAGUUAUAGAAAACCUAGGAGAACCAUCCAAGUCAAAGCUUCUCUCCAUUCCUGCUCCUGCCAACAGCACAGAACUAACCCUUGACCAGGGUUCUUACCAAAUCCACAUCACAGCUCAUAACAGUGUGGGCACCUCUCCUGCUUCAGUAAUUGUCAUUCCUGGAGACCUUGGAAACAAAGAGGUUGAAGAAGAGAGAGUUAAAGGCACAGAGGAUGGAUUCUCUCUGUCGUGGAAACCCCAAUCUGGAGAUGUCCUAGGCUACCUUGUGGAGUGGUGUGACCACCCCUGGGACCCACUGUGUGAUCUCCAGUGGGAAAACCUAGGUCCCAAUACCACUGGCACAAUGAUUAGCUCAGAUGCUUUUAGACCAGGGGUCCGAUACAACUUCAGAGUUUAUGGCAUCUCUACAAAAAGGAUUGCUUAUUUACUAGAGAAAAAAACAGGAUACUCCCAGGAACUGGCUCCUUCAGUCAGCCCUCAAGCAGUCAUGAGUAAUUUGACAUCCCACUCCGUCACUCUGAGUUGGAAAGAUUACGCCACUGAAUCCCAACCUGGUUUUAUACAAGGUUACUAUGUCUAUAUGAAAUCCAAGGCGAAGCAGUGCCACCCAGGAUUUGAAAAGGCAGUACUUUCAGAUGAUUCAGUAUGUUGCAAAUGUGUAAUCAAUGACCCGGAACAAAAGACACUUGUCAUGGAGAACCUGCAGCCGGAAUCCUCGUAUGAGUUUUUGGUCACUCCGUACACAAGUGUUGGCGCGGGCCCCCACGGUGCUUUCACAAAGGUCACGACUCCGGGUGAAUACUCCUACACACUGAUGCGGUUCCUACUCCCUCUGAUUUUCUGCGUUUUGUUCAUCACAGUCGUCUGCUACUUGAAAAGCCAGUGGAUGAAAGAGAACUGUUAUCCUGACAUUCCAGAUCCUUAUAAGAGCAGCGUGCUAUCAUUAAUAAAGUCCAAGGAGAAUCCUCAUUUAACGAUAAUGAAAGUCAACGACUGUAUUCCAGAUGCUAUUGAAGUUGUAAACAAGCCAGAAGGGAAUAAGAUGCAGUUCUUAGGCACAAGAAAGUCACUCACAGAAAUGGAACUUACUAAGCCUGCCUGCUUUUACCUCCUCCCCACAGAGAACUACUUGGGCCCUGGACCUCACAUCUGUUUUGAGAACUUUACCUACAAUCAGGCAGCUUCUGAGUCUGAUUGUUGUGGCCGUGUCACAGUAUCCCCUACAGCCCCACCAAGUCAGCUGGAACUACUGACUUCACCAGAAAAUUUACUAAAGGCACUAGAAAAAAACUAUAUGAACUCUCUGGAAGAAAUCCCAGCUGGAGAAACCUGUCUGAAUUAUGUGUCCCAGUUGGCUUCACCCAUGUCUGGAAACAAGGAGAGUCUCCUCACAAACCCACCACUGCCAGCAGUCUGUUCAGAGUAUAAAAUGCAAAUGGCUAUACCCCUGGGUCUUGCCUCACCUCCCUCAAGUGAGAGUAGCAGUGUCUCCUCGAUUACCCUUUUAGAUCAAGGUGAACACCAUGGCUGAUCACUAUACUCGUUCCAUAACUUUAUGCUACACAGACACUAAGAGAAGCAUAGCCAGCACCAUUUCAUCCCCAGAUACCUCGGGGCUUAAUCCCAGUGAGCUGUCACCAUUAGUAGGUCUUAUUUAUAUAAGACCACUACAAUCUUGCCAGGUUUCGAAGGUUAGAAGUUAUGAAACUUAACAUUCCUUGCUGUAGAAAUGGUAGGAUCAUGGGAACAGGCUUACUUUGCUGCUGUGUGCUCCAGGUUCACCUUCCUAACAGCGGACGUGGCGCCUGAUACAGGGACAGACCUGCCCACUCAGUACUUGACAGGGUGGCUGUGGUCUUAGAAGUUCAGUUUGUAGUGAGAAAGUAUUUCCAUUUUUACCCUAUUAAUAUUUCAAGGGUAAAAUAAGUACAUUUAAGGCUUUACUAAAGGACACAGAAGAUUUGUUACAUAAACUGUCGAUGUUAGUUUAUUUUGGAUGUGUUCAAUGAAAAAGUCACAGGUGUUUGAGCCCGUAACAGAUUUUAAACUUGCCUCUAAGUGAUAAGAAUUUGUAGUUAAUUGAUAUAGUAAAAUUAACUCUUCUGGGGCAUAGACCUUACUUAAUAGGUAAGACAUGUGAAUGAAUUAGUAUGAUUCCCACAACUUCCUCCUCUUUAGUUUACCACUGGUAAGAGUAGGAUUGGCAAGAAACCUCUUGACUCAGUGCCAAGGUGAGAACACUCCUCCGUAGUAGAUGCCAGUCUUCUGCCAUAAUUUUUUAUGACUACCUCAGAAUAGAAAAAGGAAAAUAUAUCAUCAGUUCCAUUCACGUUUUAUGGUUCCUCUUUUUUUCAAGAACUAUAAUACAUAAAUAACCUGUUUUCAUUUAGUAUCCUUUGUACUCUGCAAAAGGUUAUCUGGGUCAAGAUAACACCUUCAUUUAUAUUGCUAUUAUGAUAACAUAAAUAAAAUGAAAACUCAUUGCUGGA